Rhineura floridana is the source of this 4736-nucleotide messenger RNA. RefSeq names its product holocarboxylase synthetase (gene HLCS). Gene Ontology annotation, cellular component: cytoplasm. The transcript has 11 exons. NCBI's taxonomy places the organism in Eukaryota, Metazoa, Chordata, Lepidosauria, Squamata, Rhineuridae. Gene Ontology annotation, molecular function: biotin--[biotin carboxyl-carrier protein] ligase activity. Bases 223 to 2952 code for a protein of 909 amino acids. The record is from RefSeq and is a predicted model, not a curated record. Gene Ontology annotation, biological process: protein modification process.
UGUCCAGAACCAAGAGCCGGGGAUGGGAGGGAGAGACGCUCGACCAAUCAACGGUCCCUUUCUCUGAGCGCGAGGAGGACCGGGACAGCCAAUCCGGAAGCGGCGGCAGCGGCUCCACCGCCACUUUUCGCACCCUUCUGCAAUUGCUGAGCUGGGAUGGGGGCUGGCGAGGUGGCCGUUGAAUAACCUCCUUCCCCCGGCGUGUCGCCCGCGGCGCGCGUCAUGCUGAUUACGCUCUGCUACUUGUACUUGUGGGCGCGCUGGCGGGCCUAUUCGGCAGGGCUCAUCCGCCGCACCGUGCACAGGUUGUACAGAACCAGUUCCUUCACCUUCUCCUGCGCCUCCUCCGGCGCCGGGUGCUCUCGCUCAACGCUGCAACACCGGCAACCUCCCCACGUUCCGCUUCUCAAGAACGGGCCCCCGCGCCUCUCCGAGGAGAGAAUCUGUCUGAGGGUGGGGAACAAGGUUUUCUUCGCUGACGAGACCCAGUCUCUUGAUGAUUUAAACAAAUGGACGUUGCUUAUUGUAUCACCUUUUAGUUAUUUGGACAAAAUACUGGAAGCAGAACAUAUUGCAUUUGUGACUGAAAGUAUUUCCAUUCAAGCAGGCAGUUCUCAAACUAUAACUUGCUCAACAGAAAAGAUUGUGAAGUGGUCAGACUAUUGUUCACCUUUGGCCUUUAGACCUGGAGAACCUUUCAUAUUAUUUGCUGAAACAAGCAUAGACAACUUCAGUAGCCUUGGGAUAGCAUUCAUGGAAGAUAGACUCCAAAUGGAUAAUGGAAUGGUGCCUCAAAAAAUUGUGUCUGUGCACUUACAGAAGUCAUCACUGGAAGAGUUAGAACAACUGGCUCCAAAUACCAAAAAAGAGGAAAAUACUGAUAAGAUACAGCUUGGUGAACUGAUUCAAGAGUCUACUUUUGAGACUGCUGCUAAUCCAAAAGAGGAAGCUGUCAACUAUGUAGGAGGUGAUCAAGAAAUGCAUAGAGGAACAUGCAAACUGCAGAAAGUAAAUGAACAUCCUGAACAACGUGAGCAAAUAUCUGAAAAGGAAAUGGGUACUGGUGAACACCACCACCUGCAUCUUUCCAGCUGCCAUGAGUGCUUGGAACUGGAGACUAGUACAAUUGAGUCAGUUAAGUUUGCCUCUGCAGAAAAUAUUCCAGAUCUUCCUGAUGAUUAUAGUGGCAAUUUGGAAGAUGUUAGUGAUAAUUAUCUGGCAAGAAACCUGAAAAGAGUAAACCUUACUGGGAAACCUCCUAAUAUUUUAAUUUAUGUUGGUUCUGACCCUGAAAAAGUGAAAUUUGAAGAAAUAAAAUCACUCAUCAUGGAAUGUGUUGAUAUUAAUGCUUACACAGUCUACCAGUUGUUAGAGAAACAAGUUUUGAGUGUUCCCUGGCUUGACAAUGCAUUGCUGUUGAUCAUUGCUGCGUCAGACCCCAUUUCAGAUGCUGUGUCCAAACAAUUUCUCACUUUCAUGUCAAAAGGUGGAAAGAUUUUGGGACUUGGUUCCUCUUUCACUUUUGGUGGAAUAAAGCUUGAAAGUAAAAAUGAACUGAUGGGCAAAAUACAAGGAUUUGUGUUUUCAACAGCUAUGAGUGAAGAGAUUAGACUAAAUGUUCUGGUUAGUGGGAACAUUUUUGAGAAAGAAAGUACAGAAGAAUUCAUCUCUGUGAAGCCACUAGGUUACUUGGACAGUCCAGAUAAAGAUGUGGUGAUUGUUCACCUGCCAUAUGGAAAUAGUGGUGGAGAAGCCAUUCUCUGUCAGGCACAUUUGGAGGUGAAUGUCAAGCGUUUGUCUAGUCAAGCAAAGGAUGACUUCAAUUUGCUCAAAAUAAGCAAUGCCAAAAGAUACAAUGUUCUUACAGAAAUCCUGACACUACUUCAUUUGAGCUGUGAAUUAAGUGAAAUUCCCCCAUUAACUCCGAUUUACCUACUCUCAUCUGAUAAGGAAGUCCAUAGUUUUCUUUUGGAGUGGCUUGGAAGAAAUGUGAAUGAGGAAGGAUUGAUCUCAUCCAGCAGGGUGUCCCUCAAGUUUGUAUCAUCUUGCAGCACAGAAACAGAAAUAACGCCCUCGCUCAUGCCAGUAGUUACUGACACGGAAGCUUUCUCAUCUGAACAUUUCAGUCUUGAGAGAUACAAGCAAAAUCUACAGACAAAGAGCCUUGGGAAAGUGGUUCUAUUUGUCGAAGUUACAUCAACCACAAUGAAUCUUCUUGAUGGGUUGAUGUACAAGGUGCCACGGGAAAUAGGUCUGAUAGCAAUUGCGGUUCAACAAACUCAAGGGAAAGGCCGCGGUGGAAAUACCUGGCUGAGUCCUGUGGGAGCUGCUUUAUCAACUCUACAUAUCAUUAUUCCUUUAUCUUCCCAACUCGGGCAAAGGAUUCCAUUCAUUCAGCAUCUGGUUUCUCUAGCAGUUGUGGAGUCUGUUAGAUCCAUGCCUGGAUACCAGGAUAUUGACCUCCGGGUGAAAUGGCCAAAUGAUAUUUACUAUAGUGACCUUAUGAAGCUUGGUGGCGUGUUAGUGAAUUCCACACUGACAGGAGAUACGUUCCACAUACUUAUUGGCUGUGGAUUUAACGUGAAUAACAGCAAUCCUACUAUAUGUAUCAAUGAUCUCAUUAUGGAGCACAAUAAGACAAAGAACACAAAAUUAAGGCCCUUAAGUGUUGAUUGCCUGAUUGCAAGAAGUGUGACAGAGCUGGAAAAUCUGAUCAGCACCUUUCAAGAAAAAGGACCUAAUGGAGUUCUUCCCAUGUACUAUAAAUACUGGAUUCAUAGCGGUAAGCAAGUACAGCUUGGAAGUGAUGAGGGGCCAAUAGCAUGGAUUGAUGGAAUAGAUGAUUCUGGAUUCCUUCGAGUUCGUGAGGAAGGCAAAGGCAUAGUGACUGUGCACCCAGAUGGCAAUACUUUUGAUAUGCUGAGAAAUCUUAUCAUUCCAAAGCAGCAGUAGUUUUUAGAUGUGGUGAAGCAGCUGCUCUCUCAGACCGUUUUAUGCUCAACACUUAAGGUUAGAGCUUGGCUGGAAACUGUGUCAAACUGAAAUUAUCUAAGGUUGAAGAACUGAAAAACUGCAUACCAAGCAAAGCAUUGAAUUCUGACUCAUUUAAUUUUCCUGGGUUCUUGACCCAGUGGUCUGGGAUUUGGGGGCUUUUCAUGUUUGUUUUCUUCCAGUUUACAUAUAGAUUUGAAGGAAACUUUAUGGUCAUCAUGAACAGCUCUAGCUUCUAAGUUUUGGUAUGGAUCACUCAAGUAAAAUUCGCUCCAGAAGACUGUUUUAUCCUUUUACUAUGGAUUCUUUAUGCUUCCACUUACAGUAUGCCUUUAAAUUUAAUACACAUAUUACUGUGUUUCUAUACGAAGGAAUGUAUUUUGCAAUAGAAUAUUUAGUAUGUUAAAAUGAUAAAUAUAGUACGUUUGGUCUAUCAAUGCCCCAGCUUGGUAUGGGGUUAUUAUUAAUAUUGCUAUAUGCAAAACAAAGUUGAAUUAUGCUUUUUGAAAAUCUGUUUAAGCUAUACAGUUAUUAAAGGAAUUUUCCCCAUUCUGCUGUCUAUUACUCAUAAAACAAUUAACAAAAGUGAUUUUAGCCUCUUAGAAAGGGCUCUGUAUAUGCUGUGUUAUAUUGGAGUCAAAGUCUUUCAGAAGCUUGGUGUUUCCACAACUGACCACAGACUAUUAUUUUUUCUAAUAGAUUUCUGGUAAUUGGCCCUGAUUCCCAUAUGACUAUACAAACUUUCAAUUACUUUGAAAGUAUAUCUCAUUUUCACAGUACGUUCUUGCAGUUUUCUCUUCCUAGGAUAUUUCACAAAGGGCAGUACCUACAAAUAAGAUUAUGAAUCCAUGAUAUGUUUCUGCCUUAAUGGCUAACAGAACUUAUUUUCCUGUGUACAUUAAAAUCAAAGCCCUUUCCUGUUGUAUGAUAUAUAAUUGUAUGUCAUCUCACCUACUAAGGUCCCCUGAUUGCCACUGAUAAUUUUCAUAAUCAAAUGCCAGAUAGACAUAAACAGGUGAUAUGUUCUGCCUCUUCUAGUGUUUUCAGAAACUCCUAAAUGCAUGAAUGUUGCUGCUUAGGCCUACAGAACUCAAGCUUGUAGCCCAGGCUGUAGUCUGAAACCAAUUCCUGCAUGCCAGGGAACUGUACGUAACCUGGCCUCCUAAAUAAAACUGCCAUGGGUUCUUACAAACUCCCUCAUGUUCAGUUAAGAAAAUGCCCUCAGAUACAUGCCUGACUUGUAGCCAGAAGCAGGUUUAUAGGUUAAAGUUCACUUUAUAAAGAAUCAGGAAAUAGAUAGAUUGGCUCAAAUAUAAAUCCAAGCAGCCUUAAAGAAAGCAAAGCAGUUGACCUAUAAUGGUGGGUUAGCAUAAUCCCUGCAUAUUGGAGGCUGAGUAGUUUGACUGUAAAUUACUGGAGAUUAAAUUGUCAUUUGUUGAAAAGGAGGAUUUCGACUUGUGUUGCAUAACAUUUCACACAUUUAUAAUUGUUUCUUGCAUCAUAACAUGGUUAUCUAACAAACAAAACAAUGAAACAGUUAAACUAAUGGCUUAAAUGUCUGUAUAUUGCUUUAAGCAGAACUUUUGUUCCAACACCUAAUGGUGAGAAAUAGAGAUAUGCAAGCCUCUCUGGGACUAGGAGUUCAAAGCUCUUAUUUUCUAUUAUUAGUAUUAUUAUUACUGAUUUAAUAACUUGUGAUCCUUAAGUCUGACUUAGUAUAAUAAAAUAAAUGGAAAUUCCAGCAA